UUCAACUGAAGGGCUUCUAUUGUUUUCAAUUCACUUUUUUUAUUAUAGCUUUUUAUUUACAAGAUACAUGCAUAGGUAAUUUUUCAGCAUUGAUAAUUGCAAAACCUUUUGUUCCAUCAAUUCACUUUUAUCACAAAGUGUUGAUAUAAAUAUUUUGGUCUAUAUGGGGAUUUUCUUAUUAAUGACUUCCUUGGGGAAUAAGUAUAGUAGUAGAAUCUCUGGUUCAAAGGAUAAUUUAAAUUCCAUAAUUCUAAAUUCUUUUCUAUAAGCUAUAAAAUUUCACAGUUCCACCAAAAAAAUGUUAGUGUAGUUAGCAUUCCACCAUUCUUCUUAUCUCUAAAGGAAUUCUUUAAAAAAAAUCAAAUAUCCUGAUAUUUCACCUCAUAGCCUGUAAACUGGUAAAGAAUAUGAAAAUAUAUGCAUAUGGUUUUUGUGUGUGUGUGUGUGUGUGUGUAUUUGUAUUAUAUAUAAUUGCAUUUUUAAGCCUUCAUUGACUUAGGACUUAUCUGAGAAUCCAUCUACUAUCAGACCAACUACAAAAUAUACAAGUUAUCUUCUUUUACUUCUUCCUGGAUUCUGAUUUGCUAUAUAGAAACACAGUAUUUGGUGGUGAUGGUGGUUUGGUAGCCUUUUUUUUUUUUUUUUUUGUUUGUUUCCUAGCUGACUUGGGGAGUACCUAUGGAAAUUACAUCAGCAAUUAGAGAUCAUUGUCUCUUCUUUUUCUAUAUUUAUACCUUUAUUUCUCACUUACUGUCAAGAAUUAUGUCAAGUGGGAAAAGAGAAGGCUUUGCUUUAAAAAAAACAUAGUAUGCUAAAUUAAAGAUCUGACUUUCUCUUUCUGAUUCUAGAAUCACUGCAUUGUGGGAAGAUAACAAUGGACAGAUGUUUCAUGCUCACUGGUUCUGUUCUGGGAAUGAUACUGUUCUUGGGGCAACAUCAGACCCUUUAGAACUCUUUUUGGUAGAUGAAUGUGAAGACAUGGAGCUUUCUUACAUCCAUAGCAAAGUGAAUGUUAUUUAUAAAGCUCCCUCAGAAAACUGGUCUAUGGAGGGGGGCUCAGAUGUAGAACCCAAAAUGGUUGAAGAUGAUGGCAGAACCUAUUUCUACCAGUUCUGGUAUGAUCCAGACUAUGCAAGGUUUGAGUCUCCUCCUACAAUCCAGCCUACAGAGAAUAACAAAUAUAAGUUCUGUGCAAGCUGUGCCCAUCAGUCUGAAAUGUCAAAAAAGAAUGCCCUCAAAGUUUUAGAGCCUCUAAAAGAAGUUGAUGACAAAAUAUUCUAUAAUCUGGCAAUGAAAAAUGGCGUCCAGUACAGGAAAGGAGACGGAGUUUUCUUAUUGCCUGAGGCUUUUGGAUUUCUCUUCAAACCUCCAGUUAUAACCAGGAAGUUGAAAGAAUCAGUGAAUGAAGACCAAUAUCCAGAAUACUAUAGAAAACAAUCAGAUUACAUUAAAGGCAGCAACCUGGAUGCCCCUGAGCCAUAUCGUAUUGGCCAAAUCCAAGAAAUCUUCUGUGAAAAAGAAAGUAAUGGAACAGUUAUCAAACUCAGAAUUAACAAAUUCUACAGACCAGAGAAUACCCACAAAUAUCCCACAAACAAGUAUCUUGAGGACAUCAACCUAUUAUACUGGAGCUAUGAAGAAGCUGUUGUGAAUUUUGAAGAUGUGCAAGGGCGCUGUGUUGUAAAGUAUUAUGAAAUGACAGACCCCGUUGAGAAAUAUUGUCUUGGUGACAAGGAACACUUUUAUUUCCAAGAGACCUAUAAUGCAGAAAGGAAAAGUUUUGAAGAAGUUCCAAAAUAUGCCCGUGGUGAAAAGGAAAAAAGAAAAGAAAAAGGCAAAGGAUCAGGCAGAGGCAGUGAAAAACUUAUAACACUGGAACCAAUUCAAGAAAAGAAAGAAGUAAAUGUGCCCAAACUUCGAACUUUGGAUGUGUUCUCUGGCUGUGGAGGAUUGUCUGAAGGCUUUCACCAAGCAGGAAUAUCUGAAACACUGUGGGCUAUUGAAAUGUGGAAACCUGCAGCCGAGGCAUUCAUUCUGAAUAAUCCUCGGACGACUGUCUUUUCAGAAGAUUGUAAUGUUCUCCUGAAAAUGGUUAUGUCUGGGGAAAAGACCAAUUCUGUGGGCAAGAAGCUGCCUCAGAAAGGAGAUGUGGAAAUGCUUUGUGGUGGGCCACCCUGCCAAGGGUUUAGUGGAAUGAACCGCUUCAACUCGCUCACUUAUUCCAAGUUCAAGAACUCCCUAAUUGUCUCCUUUCUCAGCUACUGUGAUUACUAUAGACCUAAGUUUUUCCUACUGGAAAAUGUAAGAAACUUUGUGUCAUUCAAGCGUUCCAUGGUCCUGAAGCUGACCCUCAGAUGUCUGGUUCGAAUGGGAUAUCAGUGCACAUUUGGUAUAUUGCAGGUAGGUUCAUACCUGGAGGUGGGGAGGAAAGGAGCAAGUAGAAGAAGGUAACCAAGGAAAAUCACA
Messenger RNA from Antechinus flavipes (yellow-footed antechinus), 2466 nucleotides. RefSeq names its product DNA (cytosine-5)-methyltransferase 1-like. Gene Ontology annotation, cellular component: nucleus. The coding region runs from base 883 to 2451 and encodes 522 amino acids. Lineage: Eukaryota; Metazoa; Chordata; Mammalia; Dasyuromorphia; Dasyuridae. Gene Ontology annotation, molecular function: chromatin binding; methyltransferase activity. The record is from RefSeq and is a predicted model, not a curated record. The transcript is spliced from 9 exons.